UUCAGGCGCUUUGUUAGAAGGCAAUCCGGGGUCCUGAUUUGACAGUGAGGAAAGAUGGCGGCGCCCAGCAGAACGCAGGUGUUGGCGCUGUAUCGCAUGCUUUUGAAGGAAAGCAACAAAUUUCCUUCGUACAACUACAGGACGUACACCCUGCGCAGGGUACGUGAUGCGUUCAGGGAGAACCGGAAUGUCGAGGACCCGAAGGUUCUGGAGCAGCUGUUGAACAAAGCACAAGACAAUCUGGCCAUCAUUCAGAGACAGGUGGCCAUAGGAAAGCUAUACGAGGUUCAACGGACCGUCGUUGAAUCCCAGCCGAAGAAAUUCUUCUGAUUGGACAUGAGUGGACUACUGAGCAUCCGUGGCGGUGGAUAAAGGCUUUGCAGAAAACUAAUUACACUUUAACACAUACUUAUGGGCCCAAGUUGAAGGGAUGAUGAAGGUGCUGUUUAGGCAACGGCUUUGUCAUAUAUGCAUUCACUAUUCCCAUUUCAGUUACACCAGUGUUCCCUGUUUAAAGAGUCAGCUGGGCUGAAUUGCAGACUCCAUUAAGUGCAAAUACAACACAGCAAACACACCACACAGCCUACUAUCAGUGCCCGCUAUUAGAAUUUUGUUGUUUUCUUUGUAGAUACAAUUAUGUAUUUGUGUCCUGUUUCAUUAAAGCUCUGUUACUUAAAGACUC
Molecule: messenger RNA, 682 nt
Organism: Silurus meridionalis
Lineage: Eukaryota; Metazoa; Chordata; Actinopteri; Siluriformes; Siluridae
Gene: lyrm4b
Product: LYR motif-containing protein 4B
Exons: 3
Coding region: 55-330 (91 amino acids)
Biological process (GO): iron-sulfur cluster assembly
Cellular component (GO): L-cysteine desulfurase complex; mitochondrion
Source: RefSeq, a predicted model, not a curated record